AUGUGUCAUGCUUCGGUCGCGAGACGGUCUGUGAUGGCGGCUCGCGUGCGCUUGAAGAUGGGCCGCGGCGUUGCGGCUCUUCCCCUGGUGCUUCUGGUCGCCCUGUGCAGAGCCGGGGACACGGAGGGGGCCUUCGAGCGGCGUCACUGCAGCCACCAGCACCCACGGCCGCACGAGGUCAUCCAUGGGGUUCACAUCGAGCCGGAGCACGUGGUGAAGAAGCGCAGCAUCAGCCAACCCCUAAGGAUCCUCCUGUCCUACGACGAGAGCGUCUACCGACUGGACGCCGAGAAGUUCGAGCUGAUAAACAACACGAUCCUGCCGGAAGCUGUGCACUUUUGGGAGAGGGCAUUGAUGGUUCGAGAGACGAGGAACACGAUUCGAUUGAAUCGGAAGUGCGAGAGCAAUCAGGUCUUCUUCAAGGAUCAACACACCUACUGCAUCGAGGCCUGCAGGCCCGUCACCAUGUGCGGCGAGGUCGUCGUACCUGACGAGCAUCUCGACGUGUGCAGGGUGUGCAACGCAACGGGACACAAAUGCGUGGAGGCGGAAGGAAGCGUCGCCGGUCCAGGAAUCGACGGUGCGGAUUUCGUCUUCUACGUUUCCGCGAUGCAGACCGAGCGCUGUCACAAAGGCUUGACAGUCGCCUACGCCGCUCACUGUCAGCAGGAGGCAGCCCUUGACAGGCCAAUAGCCGGCCACGCGAAUCUGUGCCCGGAGAGCAUCAGCACGAAGCCCCAGGAGCUGGAGACUCUGCUGAGCACGGUGAAACACGAGAUCCUGCACGCCCUGGGAUUCUCGGUGAGCCUCUACGCCUUCUACAGGGACGAGAAAGGCGAGCCAAGGACCCCCAGGAGACAGGAGACCGGGAAACCGUCCCUGAACGAGAAACUGCAGACCCACCAAUGGAGCGAAGAUACAAUAAGGACUAUCACAAGGCCACAAUGGCAAGUUCGAGGGGGCACUGUAGAAAGGUCAAUGCAGAUGAUCGUGACCCCGAGGGUCCAGGAAGAGGUCAGGGCCCAUUUUAAAUGUCCUCACCUGGAAGGUGCAGAGCUCGAAGACCAAGGAGAGGACGGCACAGUAUUGACUCACUGGGAAAAAAGAGUUUUCGAGAACGAGGCCAUGACCGGGACGCACACGCAGAAUCCAGUCUACUCCAGGAUAACCCUGGCUCUGAUGGAAGACACCGGUUGGUAUCGUGCCAACUAUUCCAUGGCCCAGGAACUGGGCUGGGGUAGACACCUAGGAUGCGACUUCGCCAUGAAGUCCUGCAAGUCCUGGAUCACGCGAUCCCGAAUCCCGGGCAAGACCAUCCACCCGUUCUGCAACAAAGUUAAGCAGGACCCCCUGCAGACCGAGUGCACCGACGACCGGAGCUCGGUGGCGCUGUGCAACUUGGUAGAGCAUCCGCAACCCUUGCCGAGGAAGUACCAAAAUUUCGACUCCAUCCCCAACAUCCCCUCCGGGAGGGAAGAAUAUUACGGGGGGUCGGUAUCUCUCGCGGAUUACUGUCCAUAUAUCCAGGAGUUCACCUGGAGGGCCAGGAACAUCGUCGUCAGGGGUUCGCACUGCCUCUACGAGGAGAACAGCCCACACUCGGAGAAGAACUUCGCCUUGGAGAAAUAUGGAGCCCACUCUCGUUGCUUCGACCACACCGACCAAAUGUGGGAGGAGAGGACUUGCAAGCAAGCCCGACAAUGGCGGCAUUGGGGCUCGGGCUGUUAUCAGUACAAAUGCGAGUCCGGCAGACUGCACAUAAUGGUAGCUAAUUACACGUACACCUGUUAUCACGCCGGCCAGGAAAUAGCUAUCAGGAUCAUGCAGAACGAAUGGCUGCACAAGGGUGCCCUGAUUUGUCCGCCUUGCAAGGAUAUAUGCCAGGCGGAAUUGAAGGCCCAGGGCGAAUGGUGCAAGCCAGGAGACGAACACCCCCCGGCCACGUUCUACCACCGGGAUUCCCUGAACUGCUCAUCUGCAGGAACUCUUUACCCUCUACUGCCAGCCCUCGCCACGGCGAGUCUUCUCCUGGGCCUCAGAUGAUCCACCGUGGAAUUUAGCUAAUUUUUCUAUUGUUACCCCGAGGUGAUAUCCGCGGAUCCUCGUCGGUCGCGACUCGCUCUGCAUAGCCCAUCUCUGAACAGCUGAUAAGUGUCAAUUUGGUAGGACCGAGCGGAAGGAAAAAUCGAUGGGGUCGAAAUUAGUGAUCAGAAAAAUCAGACUUGGUCUUGCAGAUAUGAUAAAGACUUGAUCUUUCACUUUUUGACAUAUUUCCGAGGCCAAAACCAAUUUUACAUCUCACUAGUCUGAACCAGAGAAAUUGCUCGGGAUGCCUCCAAACAGCUGAUGCUUGUAAAUUAAAAAAAAAAAUAGCGUAACAAUAAUUAGAUGCAAGAAAUAAUCAGGGGUUAGAGGGCGGAAUGACGGAUUAGGUUUAUGGAAAAUUUUGAUAACGAGCUUGGAUACUUAGAGGCAAUUGUAUAAUACAAUUGUAGAUUCGAGCAAAGUGCUCUCGCGAUCGACGAGUGAUGAGCUACGUCAUGUUGUACACGUAAGCUACAAUGUAAGAUACAAUGUUGUACAUAAUCGAGAGAAGGUGUUGCGAGGUUAUAUAUUUUCUAUAUUUCUUUUUUUUUUUUUUGUUUAAUUCCGUUCAACCGUGGCCCUUUCUUUUUUAUUGAUAUAUUAGGAACGAGGGUGGGACUUUUUGGAAUUUCUUUUUAUGAAAAAGUGGUAGCCAGAGGAAAUAAUAUUUGUCGGAAAUCUUUCCGCGGUAUCAUGGAGAAGUGCUCGGUAAUUUUCGAAAGUCUCAUCCCCGAUGUUUUUGAGAAAUUAAUAACACUUGACGGUAUUUCCGAGACACGUCGACGAGACAUUCCGAGAUGGUUUUAUAUAAACAUUUAUUUCAUACAAUUUUGAGUACGUGUGUUUAAGGUGAUAUGAAGUUGUCUAUGUCGAAACGUCAAAAUAUUGAUAAAACUUCUCUCCGAAUAAUUGGACACUUUAUUGAGACGGAACCGUUCUUCUAUUUUUUAAGAAUCUCCCAUGAAAGUAUUAAUUGUUGUUUAUAAUUUUUCGGGAGUAUCUCCUCGACGUGAAAUACCAAAAAGGUUGAUAUCACAUUUUUAGAGAUUAAUUUCGGGCAACAUUGUUCCUCGCCCGAGGGAUUGUAUUAACUAUUGUUAGAAUUACUCAUUAAGAUCAUUCCCGCGGAUCUGUCGCAAAAGAAGUAGAGUCUGAUAAGCGUAAAAACUGGCACUCCGAAGUUAAUUGCCUCGACUACUCUUUAAAGAACAAGAAAAGUAAAAAAUAAAGCUCAAAUCCGAUUAAUUAGAAAUUAAUUUGCAAUUAACUUCGGCAUGCAGCGGCAAUAUGGACGACACUUGAACGAUUUGCGUUAUCAGGGAAAGCCCUGAUACCACAUUCCAUAAUUUAUCAAAUAGAAAACUAAUUAAUUUUCUAUUAUCCAUCGAGGGAAAGAUAAUAAUUCCAUUUUUAAUCUGUCCGCGAGAGUGUCGGGGUGUAGAGUUUUAAGGACUUAUCAUUAUCAACUUUGUACAGAGGCUGACGCUCGAUCUGUCGAGGUGCGAAAAAAAAAGAAUAUGAAAUAUGAAAUAUGAAAAAUGUGAGAGACUCCCAUCGGAGAGUCUCCUCUACUCGAGUAGAUGUCGAAGAAAAGAAAUCCGUUUUAAGUGGCAUCAAAAAGUUUAUAACACUUUUCUCCAAACUGGACCGAAUCGUUUAAAAAAUUACAACGCUAAUAUGGAGGCUUUUUAUAAACAAUUCGAUGUCUACACGAGUGGUCCCUCAUACGAUGUAUUAUAAACUUGCGAGGGUGAAAGGAUGAGAGUAAAAUAGAGAAAAGAGAGAAUGAGACGCACGCCAUCCAAAGGUUCAUCAACUCCGUCAAAUCGAAGACCGAGUGGAUAAUCCUUAAACAAACGAAGUCAAAUAAGAAAAUAAUGUUUUCUGCUCCAGAAAACGCCGGGGAUACACUUCAACGGCGAUUCAUUCCUUCGCACUUCGAUUGUUCAAUCGUUAAGGCGAUGCGAAAGUGCCGUCGAAGGUCUCGUUUAUUCCACUUUUCUCCUAACCAGGUGAACCGAAUCGUUUUAAACAUUAAUAGACAUUUUAACAAAUGAAAUUUCAAGGGUGGUCGGGACUGUCCUUACAGCCUCGAUUUUGUUGUAACGUUGGAGACGAUUCGGUACCUCCGAUCUGGAGAAAAUUGCCAUAAAGAAUAAAUUCCUCAGGUGCAACUUUCACAUCCCCUUAAGAUAAAAUUGAUUUAAUCCAUCGAUUGUCAUUACUUAACGUAGUACAUUCCUGCGAGACCGAAUCGUAAGGACCCGUGCCAUUCCUAAUAACAAUUCGUUACGGUAGCAUAUCCCAGAGGUUCGCCUCUAAUUCUUUUUUCCCCGUGACGGGAAAUAUAUACAAAUACUAUAUAUUUUAUAAUUCCGAAUGUGGACUUGCGAGGGAGGGGGAGAAAAAAAAAUGUUAAUGUUACGUCGGGUAAAUGUAAAAAAGAGACUUCCCUCGACGCCAUUUGUUACGUUGGAGUCCCUUGACUAUCGAGUUGUUCCAUAAGUUAUAUAUUUAUUUAAUAUGAAUUACCUGCCUUUAUGAAAGUUUAUGAAACUGCCGAAGCGUUCUCAAGAUUAAUUCGUGUUUCGUUUGGUUGCCAGAAAUGAAUUCUUAAACUUUCCCGAAUUUAUGGACUUAUAUUUUAAUUAUUAUCACGUAUGGAACAACCCGAUAAUAUUCGUAAUCAACGAGAAGGGAUAUUAAGUUGUUAUCGAUUACUUCUGUACGUUCCAACCGUUGAGGUAUAUCUCUUUUAUCGAGCCUGAAGAGAUGCAGGAAAUCGGUAAUAGUUUUUAAAACGUCAACCCUUCACUGUCGAUGUUUUAAACCAGAUCGAGAUUAUUUUUCUACGCGCCACGACUUUUCCUGCAUUUCCACCGAGACGAGAAGUCCUUAAAGUAAAUAUCAUAAAAGAAAGUCUAGUGGAGUUUUUAGUACAUUAUAUUACUCGAGUUUAAGUUCUCGAGAAUGUAAAAACACUAAAAACUAGUCAAGGAACAUUUCUAAAAUGUCGGGUAUAAUUCUUCGUUAACGUCCGCCAUUUUGAAAUUCUUAUAUGCGCUCGGUAUUUAGACGAAAACAAUUUUUAAUCGUUAUCUCGGCCGACUUGUUCGAACGAAGAAAAAUGCUACCGAAUAAUGUACGCCUCGUCCUUGUUCCGGAAUUUUUCAUUAACAAGUUACGAGUCGGGCGAGUCGUGGAGAAAAUAAUUAUGUAAAUCAACAUUCCAUAUCGAACGUCUCGCACAGUGGAGGGUUCGAUGAAGGCUCUCGACGACGAUUCUCGCCGGAUUUUCAUCGGCGUGAUCGCGAGGCUUUUUGUAAGAUAUUUUUUAAAGCGCAGAGCGAAUUAUUGCAAAUAGAGAAUAUCCAAGGACCCGGCAGAGAUUUGCAGGAUCUCUGGGUCGCUUUUAUACUUGCAGUUGCGCCUUCAUCAAUUAUCUAUUACCAUCUAUUAUCACGUUUGCGUUUCACCGCCUCGAAGGGCGGCCAUCUUUGAUUUCACGUAAUGGUAGCUUUGCGCAACGAUAAAUAUCUGCAAAACGACCUGCACAGAUAUUCAACUAAACUGGAUUCUGUGGAAGAAUUCGAUUUAACUGCACAAUCCGAAAGUCGCUGCGAUUUAUCGUUGCGUGGCCACCGGAAGCUUGAAUUGUUAUGCAAGCAGUGAUACAAAUGUUUCUAGUUUCUUUCUCCAUUAACUUUAGUACACGAAGCCAUCGACUAAUUGUGGCUACACCUCUGUUUCGUCGAAUAAACCAGUUUUCUCGAAA
Molecule: messenger RNA, 5860 nt
Organism: Orussus abietinus
Lineage: Eukaryota; Metazoa; Arthropoda; Insecta; Hymenoptera; Orussidae
Gene: Invadolysin
Product: leishmanolysin-like peptidase
Exons: 14
Coding region: 1-2043 (680 amino acids)
Biological process (GO): proteolysis; cell adhesion
Cellular component (GO): membrane; cytoplasm
Molecular function (GO): metalloendopeptidase activity
Source: RefSeq, a predicted model, not a curated record